Brenthis ino (lesser marbled fritillary) is the source of this 942-nucleotide messenger RNA. Lineage: Eukaryota; Metazoa; Arthropoda; Insecta; Lepidoptera; Nymphalidae. The record is from the annotation of a GenBank genome assembly.
AUGGCAGUGGGAGAGGCGCGCGUGCCGCUGCUUCACGACGACAGGCCUGCACACCAUGAACCACCAACCAGGAAGCAGCUGUCGGGCACCGUGGUGGUGGUCACGUCGCUGGUGGCCGGCGCGGCCGCCGGAGCUAUCGCCAAGACUGUCAUAGCGCCCCUCGAUAGGACUAAGAUCAACUUUCAAACGUCACAUAUCCCCUAUUCCUGGAAGGCGGCCGUGGGGUUCCUGUCGCACAGCGCGCGCACUGAGGGCUGGGCGGCGCUGUGGCGCGGCAACAGCGCGACCAUGGCGCGUAUCGUGCCCUACGCCGCCAUACAGUUCACCGCGCACGAGCAGUGGAAGCGGCUGCUUGGCGUCGACACACCGCAGACUGCCCAGGAGUCCCCGCUGCGGCUGCUGGCGGCGGGGUCGCUGGCCGGCGCCACGUCGCAGAGCGCCACGUACCCGCUGGACCUGGCGCGCGCGCGCAUGGCCGUGGCCGACUACCGCUCGCUGCGCGCCGUGUUCCGCCGCGUGGCGCGCCACGAGGGACUGCACUCGCUGUACAGAGGCUACCCCGCGACCGUGCUCGGCGUCAUCCCGUACGCCGGCGUGUCCUUCUUCACGUACGACUCGCUCCGGAACUUGUAUCGUGAGCACACGGGCAGCGAGCCGCACGGCGCCACCAACAUGGUGUGCGGUGGCGCGGCGGGUGCGCUCGCGCAGACCGCGUCCUACCCGCUGGACAUCGUGCGCCGCCGCAUGCAGACCGCGCCGCGCGCCGCCUGCCCCACCAUCGUCGCCACGCUGCGUGCCGUAUACGUGAACGAAGGCUGGCGCGGGUUUUUCAAAGGGUUGAGUAUGAAUUGGGUGAAGGGCCCCAUCGCUGUGGGCAUCUCCUUCGCGACAUACGACUCCAUCAAGUCCACUCUUCGCGACAUAGCGGUCACCGUGACGUCA